ACUCUGCAGUUCCUUGUUUGUCAGUGCUUUACUGAGAUUUAAAUGCAGUAUUUAAAUGUAUAUUUUUUUGAUAUGAGUAAGGUAGAAAAACUAAAAAAGAUGAUCAAAACAGAGAAACUCGUUUCCAUCAAGAAAAGCAGUAAAAACUUGGUCAGCGUUGUCCGUGAGCAUUAUCUUAGGAACGAUAUACCAUGCAAAAGCAGACGAUGCAAACUGUGUCAACAACCAACAGGAAUGUCUAUGCUACCUGCAGAUACGACACAUUAUGUUAUUCCUGACUGUCAAGUGACAAAGAAGUACCUAGAGAUUUUUCAACUAAAAGAACUAACAGGGCUGAUAUUUCUUCAAACAGUGAAAAACUUUGUUCAAUACUCUUGUGGAAGAAAUUUGCUCAGAGAUUUAAACAAGUUAAUAAAAGACACAACAAAGGAGUCCAUAUUUUUCGACAAUGAGUUUCACAAAGCAUGCUAUGUAGAACGCAAACAUGGUGACAAUAUUGACAAAUGGCGAAUGAACAUUAUUUACCAAUUUGCUGUUUGGUAUUUUCAACACUUAGAUGAAGAAAUUCCUAUCAUUAUAAUUACUAAUGAUGAAAAUGCAAAGAAAGACUAUGGGAAUAAGACCCAUCAUGUUUUUGUUUUAUCAAUGGAUGAGUACAUUACAAGCUUUUGGCCUGACCUAACUGAUGCACAUAAUCUGCUAGAAUCUCUCAAUGUGUCAUCAACAGUUGACAUAAAAGUUGGUGAUGCAAUUUGCAAAGAAUUUCAAGAGUACUAUCCAUCACUUGUGUUACAAUCUGGAAUCAAAUCUGGUAGAUUUAUUUCCAGUUAUCUUAAAGUCAACAAACACAAUCCUAACAGAGAAGCAUUUAUUCAAACAAGCACUACAAAAAAUUCCUCAUCUGUUACAUCAGUGGAUAUAUUCAUACCUGGCACAGUUUUUCGUAACCGAUCCAUCGAUGGGGAUCUUGUUGUUGUAGAAUUACUUCCAAAAGAUCAAUGGCAAUCGCGUUCAGCUUCUCUUGUUGGCUCUGACACAGAGUCUGCUACUGCGCAGGACUCAACAACCAUGAUGACAGGACGUGUAGUCGGAAUUUUACAAAGAAAUUCUCGUGAUUUUGUUGUGACAAUACCAGAUAGGGAGGAAUCUGUGAAAAAAACUACUGAGAAAAUACUAACCGUUCCAUGGGAUGUCAGAAUACCUAAGAUUAGAAUCAGUACUAGACAAGCCUCUAAACUAAAAGAUUCUAGAUUUAUUGUUCGUAUCGAUUCAUGGGAGACAAGUUCGUUAUAUCCAAAUGGACAUUUCGUGAAGUUGUUAGGACCAAUUGGUGAUAUUGAAACAGAGAUAUCUACCAUUUUAAUGGAACACUCGUUGGUAGUUGCACCAUUCAGUGAGGGAAUUUUAAAGGAAAUGCCAAUAAGAACAAGGGGUGAUUUUUGGGAGAUGGAGAACGAAGAAAUGAUGAGGAGAAAAGAUCUCAGGAAUUCUCAUCUCAUAUUCAGUAUAGAUCCACAAGGAUGCGAGGAUGUCGAUGAUACCUUAUCUGUUCGACAAUUAUCAAAUGGUAGGGUAGAACUUGGUGUACACAUAGCAGACGUUACACAUUUUGUGAAAACAAACAGUUUAACUGACUCGGAAGCGAGAUCUAAAACUACUACAGUUUAUUUAGCAGACAGAAGAUAUGAUAUGUUACCUGAUGUACUUAGUGCAGAUUUAUGUUCCCUUAUAAGUGGUGUGGACAGAUAUGCUGUCAGUGUUAUCUGGACUCUUGAUGCAAAUUAUGAAGUUGUUGAUGUAUGGUAUGGUCGUACUGUCAUCAGAUCAAAAUAUAAAUUGUUUUAUGAGGCAGCUCAACAAAUUGCUGAUGGUGAAAUGAAACUGAAAGAAGCUGUGGAGAAUAUUCCUGAAUUAAAAUUGAUUCAAAAUGAUAAACAACAAAAUAAAGAUUUUCAAGAAAUGAAAGAGGCUAUCAUAAUGUUAAUGAGUAUUGCUAGACAUUUGAAAGCUAAAAGGUCAGACAGUGGUGCAGUCGAUUUGGUGAGCACUGAAGUUCAGAUUCAAGUUAUAGACUCAAAAGAAGUUAAAAAUCUUCUUCCGAAGAAACCACUGGAGGUGCAUGAAACAAUAGCAGAAAUUAUGAUAUUCGCUAAUCACUGGGUGGCGAAAAAGAUUAAAGACACAUAUAAGAAUUUUGCACUGCUGCGAAAUCAUCCAGCACCAAAACAGGACGGUUUUGACUCUUUGAAAGAUUGUGCAAAAGCUAAAGGCUUCAAUGUCAACACGAGUUCCAACCAAAAUCUUGCUGCGUCAUUGGAUGAAUGUAAUGACCGUGACCCAAACUUUAAUAAGAUAUUACGUAUGCUAGCUACUCAAGCUAUGAUGGUAGCUUCAUAUUUUUCAACGGGAUCUGUGGAAGCAGACAAAUACUAUCAUUAUGGUUUGGCGUUGGAUUCAUAUACACAUUUCACGUCGCCUAUUCGAAGAUAUGCUGAUGUAUUGGUUCAUCGUUUACUCCUAGCUAGUGUUAACGAUCCCACAGCAGAAAUAUCUAGUUUGCUAGGAAACAAAGAAUUACACGAGUUGUGUGACCAUAUUAAUAUGAAACACAGGGAAGCGGACCAUGCCCAAAAAGAAUCUGUAAAGCUGUUUCAAGCAAUGUACUUUAGACAACAUAUUGAUGACGAAACUUGUAUUGUGGAUGCUUUGGUAUAUAAUUUACGGACCAACGGCGCUCUGAUAUUCAUUCCUAAAUACAGUAUAAAGGGAGCAGUGUUUUUAAAAAACAAAGAAGGAUUGGUAUGUACACCCUAUGAUGGGAAUACGGUGAAAUUUUUGAAAGGCCAACUUUGUAAAGAAGCAAACAAAAUCGUGAUAACAUAUGAUUCUGGAUCGAUCAAUGUGGCUUUGUUUUCUUAUUUAAAAGUUCGGAUAAGUGUAAAGAGUUGUAAAACACAUUCCGACCAACUUCACUUUGAUGUUGUUUCGUUUAAAUCUGAUGUUCACCUGCAGAAGGACGUCACGAAAGUUGAACGAAAUGAAUUGAUUCAUAAUGUGAAAAAAAAGAAUGAAGAAAAGAAAAAUACUGCGGAAACUAACGAAGAAGAAAUAAAGAAAAUAGAAUUAAAGAAAAAAUAUGGACAAACGCAUAAAAGUGUCAGUUUGUAUGAAUUAUUUCAAAGUUUCAAGAAGACUGCUAUAUUAGAAAAAACUUAGAAGAAUUGUGAGCGUGAUUUCUGUUUUUAUAUGUAUAAUUUUUUUAUGUUAUACUUUUACUUUCUACGUAACUGUUUAUUAACCACCAUAAAAAGUUGAAACAGCUGUCUUUGUGGGUUGAUUCUCUGUGUAUGUGCGCGUGUGGGUUGAUACAGCAGUGAAAUGAAGAGUUGGAACAGCUGUGUGUUCUAAUGUUUAAGAUCUGUCUACAAAAUGAGACGAGAGUGUGACAUUCUAUUGUGCGUGCUUACCCAUUUUGUCAAAUACAAUUUAGGGAUCCUACAAAUUUGAUCAUGUAUCAACCCUUUUGUUGAAUUCAAGAUGACAUAUUUAACUUUUCGAAAUAAAAUUCGGCAAGGCGGAUCAACGAAAGGGUUAUACACAAUCCAAAUUCGCCCACACCAGUAUUUUCUAAGCAGAACAAUUUGACGGACGAAUAUGAUGUAUUGAUUAAUAUUUAACAUAUACAAAUGUAUUAAAUAAAAAACUUUUAAGCGCAAUAAUAAUCACAACACUGUA
This is a messenger RNA of Hydractinia symbiolongicarpus, 3735 nucleotides long. Its product is annotated as DIS3-like exonuclease 1. Gene Ontology annotation, cellular component: cytoplasmic exosome (RNase complex). The coding region runs from base 43 to 3216 and encodes 1057 amino acids. Gene Ontology annotation, biological process: rRNA catabolic process. The record is from RefSeq and is a predicted model, not a curated record. Gene Ontology annotation, molecular function: RNA binding; 3'-5'-RNA exonuclease activity. Lineage: Eukaryota; Metazoa; Cnidaria; Hydrozoa; Anthoathecata; Hydractiniidae. The transcript is spliced from 31 exons.